AUGAGUGAAAAUCGCGCUUUGCUGAAACUCAAGGUCGGUGCCAAAGCGGCCGCGUCGCUGGCAGAAUCGCAGCAGAACAAUGGUGCUGCCACGGCCACAGGAGCCUCGACACCAGGACCGCCGGUGAAGCUGAAGCUCAGUUUCUCGCAGCCUGCAACCCCCAUUGAGUCACCUGCGGCUGAAAGUGCCGCGCUUGGAGCGGACGGUGCUGUGAAGAAGAAGCGGACAUACGUUAAGAAGGAAGGCGAUGGCAAAAAGAGCGCGGGAAAGAAGCGUCCAGCGGAAGAUGAUGCCAUGUCACCCGUCAAGCGUGUUGCCAGCGGUAAUCCGCGCACGUUAUCCCUCAAGCCCCCCGCAGUCCAUGGUGGAGAGAGCAGCAAACCGCCAAAGAUAUCUCUAAACACUUCAAGCAAGAGGGCUUCGCUACCAAAGUUUGUCGAUCUUCGCGCGCGUGGCAAGGCACCACCGCGGCCAAAGGGCGUCGGUUAUGAUAGCGAGGACUCGGACACAGAGAAGGAUCCGGCGAUACAGCAAGCGAUUGUGCUGCGUAUGGAGCCUGGAGAGGAUGCCGACUACCUGAGAGAGGCCAUUCAAAACAWCCAGAUUGGACCGCAUCCACUGCAGGGCGAUGCAGAAGUAUCGAUCAAGUUCAUCGAGAAGGGCUGGCGGCGGGCCGUGAUCAAAAUCAGAGGUAGGAUGUAUGGCGCUGUGCUGGUCGAUCUACCGUGCAUCGUGGAGUCGAUGAAGAGCUUUGACAAAAAGGGAUGGUGGAAAGUCGCAGAUAUGAAUCAGAUGCUACUGGUGCUUGGACGGUGUCAGACAGAGGAAGAGGCUCGAGGUCUUGCACUACCCAAGGAAGUCAACAAAGACACCUUGCAAUAUGCACACGGACUGACGCCGCCCAUGCACUGGGUGCGCAAGCGAAGAUUCCGCAAGCGUCUGAACCACACCCAAGUGCAGAAUGUUGAGGAUCAGGUCCUCAAGCUGCUAGAAGCCGACAGAUUGUGGGAACAAGGCGGUGGGACUGUGACAUUGGACCACAAGACACAAGCGGAGCAGUCAAUCGAGCCCCGAGACUACGACGAAGACGAGGAUGCGGAAGGCGAAGGCGAAAUGUUUGGCUCCGAUCAGGAGGAGGAUUACGACGACGAUCUGCCGGCUGAGGAUCUGGAGGCACAGAUGCAGGCAAUGUUCGAUCAAGACGAUGCACCUACCUCAGAUCUCUUUGCUGAGUCACCAGCACCGCUUGCGGACCAAGCGGCUUCGAUGGCUGCGGUGGAAAACGCCAUGGACGAUUUCGAAGCCACUCCUGUUGCAACGCCUGCUGACGCUGGCAUGACAACGCAAGAUGACGAAGACGAAGAAUCUGAAGAGGACGAGUCGGAAGAGGACGGCGAUUCCCCAGAUGUUAUCGAUGAAGAUGCACUUGCAAAGGCCGCAGAGCGGGCACAGCAGCUUGAGGAGGUGGCGGACUUGGAGCGCGAGGUAUCGAAAGCUAGGCAGAAGGCCAAUGCAAUGACAAACCAGUUGUUGAGGGCUCGGGAAAUGCAGAARUUGGCGGGUCUGGAGGAGGAUCUCCGGGUGAAAAAGGGCGUGUUCGGCCUCGACGCGGAAGACUGA
Ramularia collo-cygni is the source of this 1620-nucleotide messenger RNA. RefSeq lists its product as uncharacterized. The record is from RefSeq and is a predicted model, not a curated record. The transcript has a single exon. Gene Ontology annotation, cellular component: transcription factor TFIID complex. Gene Ontology annotation, biological process: transcription initiation at RNA polymerase II promoter; RNA polymerase II preinitiation complex assembly. The coding region runs from base 1 to 1620 and encodes 539 amino acids. Gene Ontology annotation, molecular function: RNA polymerase II general transcription initiation factor activity. NCBI's taxonomy places the organism in Eukaryota, Fungi, Ascomycota, Dothideomycetes, Mycosphaerellales, Mycosphaerellaceae.